Messenger RNA from Spinacia oleracea (spinach), 2051 nucleotides. Its product is annotated as probable protein S-acyltransferase 3. The record is from RefSeq and is a predicted model, not a curated record. NCBI's taxonomy places the organism in Eukaryota, Viridiplantae, Streptophyta, Magnoliopsida, Caryophyllales, Amaranthaceae. Gene Ontology annotation, biological process: peptidyl-L-cysteine S-palmitoylation; protein targeting to membrane. Bases 364 to 1641 code for a protein of 425 amino acids. The transcript has 6 exons. Gene Ontology annotation, cellular component: endoplasmic reticulum; Golgi apparatus. Gene Ontology annotation, molecular function: protein-cysteine S-palmitoyltransferase activity.
GAAAAUCCUACACGGCAUAGCACCGAAAAAUGAAAUUAGAUGCCUCAUGAAAUCAUUGGUGACAUACUCACGUUGACGUACUUUGACAACCUCCUAAAUUUGAGGGGCUAGAGAAACCAUUAGAUCACCCCCUUACAAUUCCUUGGAUUUUGGGAGAUUCGCUGUCGAUAGAUAGAGACAAAGGAAGGAAGAAAGGGAAAAUUCAUAUAGGAUUGUAAAAAAUCUGGGUAAUAAUUAACAAGAUCCCACCUCUUGCUGCAUUGCCCACCAACUGUUUGAUAAAAUUCCCCUGUCACUAAAUUUCUAUCAAUCUAUCUAAUGUGAUGAAUCAUGAAUGUUGAUGAUGGAUGUUAGAUAAAUGCCAUGGAUGACAAAAGAAAAACUCUUUCGAGACGUAAUAGUAUGCCCCCUGAUGGGGUUUCUUCGUGGAAUAAGUAUGGGUCACAAUCCACACGCUCAUCAAAACCCGAGAGGCUAUAUAGAGUUUGGCCCGGCAACAAUAGAUUUCUUUGUGGUGGGAGAUUGGUACUUGGUCCUGAUGCGGGAUCCUUGUAUUUAUCUUCAUUUUUGAUAGGAUUUCCAGCUAUUACCUUUUGUAUAAGGAUGCUCGUUAGGAUCAAAGAACAUGAUCCCCUGUAUGGAUAUGGGGUGCUUACUGCAGGUGUCAUUCUCACUUUUAUGGAUUUGUUGUUCCUCUACAUGACAUCUGUUCGAGAUCCAGGAAUAAUACAAAGAAACUAUAAUCAAGUGUGUGAUGAUGUUUCGGAGGCUUCAUCAAGGGAAUUGGUAGCUGGAAAGUCUGAUAGUCUAAAGAUUCCUCGCACUAAGGAUGUGACUAUCAACGGAUACACAAUUAAAGUCAAGUUUUGUGAUACUUGUAAGCUGUACCGCCCACCCCGUGCUUCUCAUUGUUCUAUAUGCAACAACUGUGUGCAGAGAUUUGAUCAUCAUUGUCCUUGGGUGGGUCAGUGUAUUGGACUACGUAACUACCGUUUCUUCAUCUUCUUCAUAUCUUCAUCAACGUUCUUGUGUAUAUAUGUGUUUACAUUUUCAUUGAUCAACCUUCUUCGAAGAAAGAGAAGCCUCGUGCAUUCUAUGUCGCGUGAUAUUGUAUCAGUCAUUCUAGUCAUAUAUUGCUUUAUAGCUGUAUGGUUUGUUGGUGGGCUUACCCUCUUUCACUUCUACUUGAUGUCAACCAACCAGACAACUUAUGAGAAUUUCCGGUACCGGUAUGACAAGGGGAAAAACCCCCAUAAUUUUGGUGUGUUCUACAACGUAAAACAAAUCCUAUUCACGAAAACGCCACCUUCAGCAAUCAAUUUCAGAGAGAUGGUUCUUGUAGAAGAUGUUAUAAUACCAACAACUCCAAGUGAGAAUGAAAGCUUUAGUGGAUUCAGGAAAGAUUCAGAUGUGGAGAUGACACAGAGACUGACACGAAGUGGGCGUUGGGUGGUUCCAAGUAACUUGCAGAACUUGGAUUAUGCAGAUAUUGAUGACAAGUUGAAGAAAGUAGAUAACCAAUUAGAAGCUUCAAAUGAUCAGUUUCUAAUGGCCCCACAAGGACAAGCUCCUGCACAACAAAGAUAUCAAGUCACAUCUCGAGAUGCUGCUGUUGUCACAAUUAAUAACAGAGAACGUUGAUGUGAAUCCCCUGAUUGUGAAUCAAGGUUGAAUUAGGUGAUUGCAAAUUCAUGGUUGAAUCAAGUGAGAAUGCUUCUCAUACAUGAUCCUCUAAUGGCAGCAGGCUGGCGAGAUACUGUAAAAUCAAGAGGGUUUUUAGAGAUUUAGACGAUGAAGGAAAAGACUUGUCAUGUAUGUACCAAAAGAAGCUAGAAACAGCUGAAUUCCAUGUUCUGGUGGCACCAAGAGUGUAAUAGGGAAAGAUUCAACAAACAGAAAAGGGUAGCCAUCUUGUAAAAUGCAAUUUUAUGUCUCCUUUAUAUUCUUCGAAAAUUCUUCUCCUGAAAUAUUUUCCUACUCUUUUAGAGACCAAAUUUGUAUAUUUUUCAUAAACUUAGAACUUUUUGUAUAGCUUUUUAGGCAGGGAAACA